This is a messenger RNA of Mangifera indica (mango), 1667 nucleotides long. RefSeq names its product FHA domain-containing protein At4g14490-like. The transcript has 3 exons. Gene Ontology annotation, molecular function: mRNA binding; protein binding. NCBI's taxonomy places the organism in Eukaryota, Viridiplantae, Streptophyta, Magnoliopsida, Sapindales, Anacardiaceae. The record is from RefSeq and is a predicted model, not a curated record.
AAAAAAUUCAUACCAAGAAGCCCAAUACUAACAAUUAAAAAAGAAAGAAUAAGUUGGCAUUGAUAUGAGCUAAAUUUCUCUGUUUCUAUAUUCCGUUAGUAUAAAACCCAUACGCAGGCUGAUAUUCCACAUUCUCAACUCAAGAUAGAUGGCUUUGGUUUGCUUUGUACUUGGAUUGCCAAAUCAGCUUUUCACUUUGUAUAAAUUGAAAACAUUUUGUGUGUAAUCCUUUUUGAUUCAUUUUAUAGAAAGUCAGAGGAAUAUACAGAUUUCUUCUUCUCCCUUUUAAUAUUUCUAGACUUAGGCUUUCUUCUUUCAUUCAAAUCUUACUCGGUCGAUUGAGUGGUGUAAUUAAGAGUGUUUUUCUUUUUCUUCUUGCUUUUACAUUACAUUUUCACUACCAUCUAGUAUCAGCUGAAAUCGGAAAUUCCACGAAUGAAUUCGGAAACCUAAGCGGGAGAAAAUCCUGGGAGACAACGGUCCUUGCAAGACUUCAAGAUCGGAAAACCCCUGGGCAAAGGCAAAUUCGGCAGAGUUUACCUGGUUCGAGAAGUCAAGAUUUCUUAUUUACUUUUAAUUUUUUUUCACUUAUUUUUACAGUCGCAAGCUAAUUUCGUUUUCUCAUUUUAAUUUGAUUUGAAAAUGUUGAUGAAGCCAACUUUGAGGCUAAUCCUUAUCCAAGACCCACGUUCCGGCGAAAAGUUGGAGUUUAAACCCGAAGCCACCAUCCGGAUCGGGCGAGUUGUCCGGAGCAACAACGUCACGAUAAAGGACGCCGGAAUCUCCUCCAAGCACCUUAUAAUCGGAUUCGAAUAUGGGAAAUGGACUAUCCAAGGUCUGGAUUCCUCCAACGGCACCAGUGUCCACUCCUGCAAACUCCCCCCUUAUACAGCCGCCGAGCUCCACGAUAACGACAUCGUUAAACUCGGAGAGUACACAUCGAUCUCGAUCAAAUUACUGACGGAAAACGGCCACGAGGAAUCUGUGAAGCCGAGGAGGAAUCCAACUCGUCAAGCGAAUGCCAGAGCCACUAGAUCUAGGAGUUGGAUGGAAAUGCCACCUGAGAGUUGUGAAGUUCAAACUGAAAGCACAGAUAAUUUGGAGGCAGCGCAGGUGCCAGCAGAGAGUGAUGAAGUUAAAAUUAUGGAUAAAAAAGACAUCAAAGAUUUUAAAGAUGUCAAAAUAACGCGUAAUGGUAGGACCAGGAAGAAAGGUAUCCAGGAAAUGCCACGGGAGAGUAGCGAAGUUCAAAUUGAAGAUAGAGAAAAUUUGAAACCAGAGCAAGGCCGCCAGAGAGUGAAAUUAGUAGAAAUAAGUGGCAGAGAUGUUAAAGAGAUUAAAUUGGGUGAAGUAAGUGGUACUGAUGUCAAAAAGAGUAACAGUAGCAAGGUCGGACAUAAAGAAGAUUUACGGGAUUUGGAGACAAUGACCCUUGGAGAGUGGUUUCAUUACAUGGAGGUUUAUUUGCCAAAGUAGAUAAUUGAAGCGAUUGAGGAGAUGAUAGUGGGUAUUCAGUUUGGGUCUAUCUAUAAUAGAUCAAUUCGAUUCGAUUUACUUUAAUUAUCAAAGGUAGUUAGCAUAGAAGUUAUUGACAAUUGGACUUUUAUUUAAAGUCCAAAACUGUUUUCCCUCAAAAGGUGAUUUUUACGUAAUAUCUUUUAGAAGAA